Molecule: messenger RNA, 3121 nt
Organism: Morone saxatilis (striped sea-bass)
Lineage: Eukaryota; Metazoa; Chordata; Actinopteri; Moronidae
Gene: mylk5
Product: myosin, light chain kinase 5
Exons: 17
Coding region: 289-2913 (874 amino acids)
Biological process (GO): protein phosphorylation
Molecular function (GO): protein binding; protein kinase activity; ATP binding
Source: RefSeq, a predicted model, not a curated record
AAGAUUUGUGAUGUAGGUGGAGUUAGUGUAGAUCGGGGGAGGGUGAGAAAAGAGAGCUCGGACAUGUGCCAGAAGUGUGAGGAGUGAGUGAGGGCAGAGCUGCAGUGGCUUUGCGUGAAGUGAGAAAUAGAGACAGAGUGUUGCUUUUACAGAAGAGAGAGGCAGAUCAAGCAGCAGAGGCUCACACAGCAGUGACAAAGAAAGGAAGUGUGAUAAUCAGCUUGGGCAAUGACUGUGUAAAUUAUUUGUUGCUGUUCCGUUCAAAGACUGGGGAGGUCUAACACAGAAAUGAAUGGUGAUGGCAGCAAACAGCGUUAUGUGUCAACCUUCAAGAUGCACAUCAAGUCUCCCUGUGCAUCGUCUGCACCAGGGAAUGGGCCGGGAACUACAGACACCAGGGCUUCAGACAAAUGUACUGAAACAGGGUCUCUUAACCUCUCCUCAUGUAAACGUCUGGAUCCACCCGUCUUCAUAGAGCCCCUGGUGGACUGCUGCGUGGAUGAAGGAUGUGACAUCAUACUGCGGGGGGUUAUCACGGGAAGUCAGCCAAUCAAAGUGUCGUGGUUACACAAUGGUAAGGUGGCCCGUUUCGGGAAUCCUUCCUUCAACGGCAGGGAGGCAAGUUUUUUGGUGAAGGAGUCUUUGCCAGAAGAUGCUGGCGCCUACACCUGUUUGGCAGAAAACAGUGCAGGGAAGACAUCCUGCUGCGCUGCAGUGUUCGUCAGAGACUUUGAAACCAUCUAUGACAUGCAGAAUCGUGUCUCAAAUAUUCCCACUUCUGCAUCCAAGAGCAUUAUGGAAAAUGGACAGUCACCGCAGUCUCCCAUAAAAGAGCUACAGAAGUUCACAGGAUCUAUUUGUACCUCCCCAACUGGCUCUGAUAAGCUUAGCCCAGUCUCAUCUCCAAGAGAAGUCAUCCCAAAGAAGAGAGCCAACUCAGGGACAGGUCCAACAUUACAUUUCAAAAACCCUCCACACCACAUCAAGGUGGAGGUGGGACAAACUGCCCGAGUGACGUGUUGUUUCACCGGCAGUCCCCCUGUAGUGUCUUGUUGGAUACGAAACAAAGACCAGAUAGUGGAUGGUCCAGAGCUGUGGUCAGAAAAUACUGAUCAGAGCAGUACACUGGUUAUAGCAGAGGCUAAACCACAGCACACAGGUCCCUACACUGUUGUAGUGAAGGACCGCAGGAACUCCGCACAACACACGCUCACCCUUUCCGUCAUAGAGAGGCCACAGCCCCCUGCCUCCGGUCCUGUGAUCUCCCUCAUCUCUACCAACAGCCUUGUGCUGUCCUGGUCGGGCCCCUGCUACGACGGUGGUAGUGCCAUCCUCGGUUAUGUGGUCGAGGUAAAGAACCAAGGACGUGUUGAACUUGGGGACUGGAGUGAGCUCACUGCUCAGUGUAAAAGUACCUCAUACAGAGUGAGCUCUGGGUUGCAGCCUCAGCAGGAAUACUGUUUCAGAGUGAGGGCCUACAACGAAGUGGGAGUAAGUGAGCCAGGGCCAGUGUCACCAGUGGUCAGGAUGGAGCAAAAAGACUUAGACAAACCACAAGAAGAGGAGGCCCUUCAAACCUAUACCUGUGUCACUAUUGACUCUUCCCACAAAGUCACAGAUCACUACAAUUUGCUGGAGAAACUGGGAAUGGGAAAGUUCGGUCUGGUGUUCAAGCUGACCCACAAAGAAACAGGACGUGUGUGUGCUGGGAAGUUCUACAAAGGCCGACGAGCCAAGGAGAGGGAAGCUGCGCGUAAGGAAAUAGAGUUGAUGAACUACCUCCACCACACCAAACUGGUUCAAUGCCUCGCUGCAUACGAUCACAAGCCGGAGAUGGUCAUGGUCAUGGAGUUUAUUGCAGGCGGGGAACUGUUUGAACGUAUAGUGGACGACAACUUUGAACACACUGAGCCUGCCAGUGUGCGCUACAUGCAGCAGAUCCUGGAGGGGAUUGCUUACAUGCAUCAGCAGAAUAUUAUCCAUCUGGACCUCAAACCUGAAAAUAUUGUGUGUGUUGACACCACUGGAACCUCCGUUAAGAUCAUUGACUUUGGAUUAGCCAGCAAGCUUGAUGGCAGCACGCCUCUGAAGGUGAUGCAUGGGACUCCAGAGUUUGUGGCACCUGAAGUGAUCAACUAUGAGCCUGUGGAUUUGGCCACUGACAUGUGGAGCAUUGGGGUCAUAUGUUACAUAUUACUAAGUGGUGAGUCUCCAUUCCAGGGUCACAGCGAUGCAGAGACCCUGGCCUUGGUCACAGCUGCCCAGUGGGAGUUUGACGAGGAGAGCUUUGAUGAAAUCACAGACGAGGCCAAAAAUUUCAUCAGCUCCUUGCUCAACAAGGAUACCAGGCGGAGGAUGUCCUGUGAAGAGGCACUUGCUCACCCUUGGAUGGCAGCGUUUGACUCUAGAGAUCUCGCCACCACCAAGAAUCUGUCCAAGGAGAAAAUGAAGAGGUUUCUAGCCAGGCAGAAGUGGAAGAAAGCAGGUAAGGCCUUGUUGGCCCUAAAGAGAAUGGCUCUGCUGUCUAAAAGUGACACCUCUGCAUCUCCUACCAGCCCUGGAGAGGACUCACCCCUGAGCCCAGAGGCAGCCCAUGCCCUGAAGUCUCUGGAGCGCAAGAUGCAGGAGCCACCCCAGUUCACCCAGAGCCUGGAGGACCAGACAGUUGCUCAGGGAUCCAGUGCCCGUCUCUCGUGUCACCUCGCAGGAUAUCCUGACCCAGAGGUGGUGUGGCUGUGUGGGGAAGAGCCUGUGGUGGAGUCACCCACAGUGCAGAUAGAGUAUGAGGAAGAUGGCCGCUGUACCCUGGUCCUAGCCAAAGUUGGCCCAGGGGACACCAACGUUUACACCUGUAGAGCCACAAAUGACCAUGGGGAGACCUCGUGCUCAGCUAAACUUGUUGUUCGAGAGUAGAUUCAUCAUAUCUGCUCAUGUAUACAGAGAUAAAUAUAUAUAUAAACAUAAUGUUCUUGACUGCCUUCAACAGUUGUAUUGUACAAUCUUGUUUUAAUAAAAAGGGGGACCAAACAGUACAUCUUGUACUGUGGAUGGAAAUAUACAUGUAUUACUGUACAAAAUGUAUGAACAGAUUAGUUACUAUAUAAAUAAAGGCUGAUGUUUC